CACAGACGGGCCCGCACUCUGCAGCGACCUCCUCCUCCUUCCACCUCCGUCUCAUCCCAAGACCCAGAACCUCCACCUCCCGCUCUGUGGUCCCCUUUGUGUCGUCCCACCACGUCUGCGGAGUGGGUGCCGGCUCCCUCCCCCCGGGGUGGGAGUGAGGAGCUGGGGGAUGGGCUGGACAAACCCCUGGAGAACGAUGCGGAGGGCGUGUGGAGCCCCGACAUCGAGCAGAGCUUCCAGGAGGCCCUGGCCAUCUACCCACCCUGCGGCCGCCGGAAGAUCAUCCUCUCUGACGAGGGCAAGAUGUACGGACGAAAUGAGCUGAUUGCACGGUACAUCAAACUUCGCACGGGGAAGACGCGGACCAGGAAGCAGGUCUCUAGUCACAUCCAGGUAUUAGCCCGACGGAAGGCCAGGGAGAUCCAGGUGAAGCUGAAGGACCAGGCUGCCAAAGACAAGGCCCUGCAGAGUAUGGCCAACAUGUCCUCAGCACAGAUCAUCUCGCCGACAGCCUUCCAGAACAAGAUGGCUCUCCAGGGCCUGUCUAGACCCCCUUACCCCACUGCUGGCGGGUUCUGGCACGGAGCGCUUCCCGGACAGCCAGGAGGCCAUGAAGACAUUAAGCCCUUCUCCCAGCAGAGUUAUGCCAUGCAAGCGUCUGGCCCGGCCCCCAUAACAGGUUAUGAAAGCACAGCAGGACUGCCCAUGUCUCCCGGUGCGCCUACUUGGCAGGGUAGAAGUAUUGCCAGCUCCAAGCUGCGAAUGCUAGAGUUCUCUGCCUUUCUGGAGCAACCUCAGGACCCAGAAACUUUCAACAAACACCUGUUUGUACAUAUUGGCCAGUCCAACCCGAGCUACAGUGACCCCUAUCUGGAGUCGGUGGACAUCAGGCAGAUCUAUGACAAGUUCCCAGAGAAGAAGGGGGGCCUGAAGGAGCUGUUUGACAAAGGGCCACACAAUGCUUUCUUUCUCGUCAAGUUUUGGGCGGACCUCAGUGUAAACCUGCAGGAUGACAGCAGCUUCUUUUACGGCGUGUCCAGCCAGUACGAGAGCUCUGAGAACAUGACUAUCACCUCAUCCACCAAGGUCUGCUCCUUUGGCAAACAGGUGGUAGAAAAAGUGGAGACGGAGUACGCGCGCUUUGAGAACGGCCGCUAUGUGUUUCGAAUCCACCGCUCCCCUUUAUGUGAAUACAUGAUCAACUUCAUCCACAAGCUUAAACACCUGCCGGAGAAGUACAUGAUGAACAGCGUACUGGAAAACUUCACUAUCCUGCAGGUGGUGACUAACCGGGACACACUGGAGACCCUGCUCUGCAUAGCCUACGUCUUCGAGGUGUCCACUAGCGAGCAUGGCGCGCAGCAUCACAUUUACAGGCUAGUCAAAGACUGACACGGUCGCACAGUUGGAACUUGCCAGCUCUAGACCCAUUGUAGCGCAUCGGCGAGCAACAACACUAAACAAUGGACUACUUCCUCUGCAAGCUUAAAGCUGAAACCAUACGAAGUCGCUGAGGAGCCCAGAGAAACACUGGUUGUGUCAGCGUGUGCAGAGAUACUACUACUCCGGGAGAAGAGGUGGAUAUGGGACUGUGGGAGCUGAAACAGACUGUGAGUGGAAUGUAGUGAGAAGAUGAAGGAAGAAAAAAAAAAAAAAGAGGAGGACCAUGUUACACUGUGGUCUCUAAACCAAAGGAGCCAACAAGACGUGCAUGAGAGAGUUGUCAUUGGUGGUGUUUUUUCAUCUCAUUUUUACUAGAGCUUGUUUUUAAUGUAGAUUCUUUUCCACACGUGCAUGUGCAGGGGGAUGUUUGCCACGGAGGAGGAGUUGAGCUGCCUCAGGGUGCCAUCUAGUGACUUAAAUAAAUAUAACAGUGGGGGAAAAAAAAAAAUAAAAGUAGACAGAGAACCCCCCCUCUUUUGCACAUCCAUUAAAUAUCACUGUUUUUGGUGCCGAUGUUUUUGUGUUAUUUGAGUAAUUGUGUACAGUGCCACAUCCAUCUCCUCUUCGAGCGGCGACGAUAAGUGGCUAAGAUGAUUUAAAAGCGCUAUUGUAUUCACUUUGUUUGAUGUUUAAUGUUAAAUGUUUCUUGUAUUGUCUUACUGUUUUUGAUUGAAAGUGAUCUGACUACAACAAAAGGCACAUAAUAACACUGCUAACUUGAACCAGACUUGAUCUGUAAGCUGAGCGGAAAUCGUCUGUAUCUGUAACUUGCCCUGAAGUGUCGGAUGAAAAUACAAGUGUUUCUUACGUAA
This is a messenger RNA of Mugil cephalus (flathead mullet), 2255 nucleotides long. Its product is annotated as transcriptional enhancer factor TEF-3-like. Gene Ontology annotation, cellular component: transcription regulator complex. Lineage: Eukaryota; Metazoa; Chordata; Actinopteri; Mugiliformes; Mugilidae. Gene Ontology annotation, molecular function: DNA-binding transcription factor activity, RNA polymerase II-specific; RNA polymerase II cis-regulatory region sequence-specific DNA binding. Gene Ontology annotation, biological process: hippo signaling; embryonic organ development; regulation of transcription by RNA polymerase II. The transcript has 11 exons. The record is from RefSeq and is a predicted model, not a curated record. The annotation marks the transcript as partial.